UAAAACCAAAAGUUCUGAGAGUGAGCGGGGAGGAGAAAAGAAGAAGAAGAGAAGAGAACCGCAAGUGUGAGAGUGAGCGGGGAGGAGAAAAGAAGAAGAAGAAAAAACCCGGGUUCAAACCGAAUCAGAAACAACAACAACACAACGAUGUCGUCUCCGUUCCACCGUCGAUCUCAAUCGGAGGUACAUUUCCGAAUCCCCGACGACUUCGACCUUGAAAUGGAUCCCUUCGACUUCGACGCUUCCCCGCUCCAUUUCCAAGAUCCACAACCACACGACGAUCUCCUCUCUUCCUACAUUGAUUCCGAGAAUUCCGGAUCCAAACUCAAUUCUCCUCCUGCCAAUGGAGACACCGGCAGGCCCGGUCACCGCCGUAGCAACUCCGCCGAUACAUCUUCUUCUAUGUUAUCGGAAGGAAUCGAAUCUAAGAAGGCUAUGUCCCCUGAUAAACUCGCCCAAUUGUGGACCGUUGAUCCCAAACGAGCCAAGAGCACAAACUGCGACAAGGCUCGCCGACUCACAGCCGUUAAACUCCGACAGAGCGCCGCCGUUCACCUCCGUCAGAGAACACAAAGCCAUUGAACUUCUCUA
Messenger RNA from Lathyrus oleraceus (garden pea), 591 nucleotides. RefSeq names its product bZIP transcription factor 18. The coding region runs from base 148 to 582 and encodes 144 amino acids. Gene Ontology annotation, molecular function: DNA-binding transcription factor activity. The transcript has 2 exons. Gene Ontology annotation, cellular component: nucleus. NCBI's taxonomy places the organism in Eukaryota, Viridiplantae, Streptophyta, Magnoliopsida, Fabales, Fabaceae. The record is from RefSeq and is a predicted model, not a curated record.